AAAAAAAAAAAAAAAAAAAAAAAAGAGGAAAUCACACAAUUUCAGUAUCUAUAGUCCGUCUCUGUAAAUGGUGGCAAUUAAAAACACCAAUUCUAUCAGCGACCUCUCAUGGUUCUUCAAAACCCUAAUUUACAGUCGUUAUUAUUAUUACUAUUGUUAUUUUUGUUACUCUUUUCUGUGGGCCUGACUGGGAAUGGAAUCAGGGAAAGUUCUUCAAAACCCUAGGUUCCCAACUAGCUCUGCCAAAACCAUGGCCAGCAAUGAGCUAUCGCAGAAGACGACUCCGUCAUUGCUGGACAGGUUCAGGGCUCUGUUGAAGCAGCGGGAAGAGGAGGCUAGGGUUUCUGCGGAGGAUGAUGAUGCGGCAGGGCCAACUUUGAGUGCCGAGGAGAUAGUGCAGCUUUACGAGCUGGUGCUCGAUGAAUUGACUUUUAAUUCCAAACCUAUCAUUACCGAUUUGACAAUUAUUGCUGGCGAGCUGAGGGAGCAAGGCGAGGGCAUUGCGGAUGCUAUCUGUGCCCGUAUUAUCGAGGUUCCAGUCGAGCAAAAAUUGCCUUCUUUAUAUCUCUUGGAUAGCAUUGUCAAGAACAUUGGCCGUGAUUAUGUUAGGUACUUUUCUACCCGUUUGCCUGAGGUUUUCUGUGAGGCAUACAGACAAGUUCAUCCUAACUUAUAUCCUUCAAUGCGGCACCUCUUUGGAACAUGGUCCUCUGUAUUCCCACCUUCUGUGCUUGGCAAAAUUGAGACUCAACUGCAAUUUUCUCCACAAGUUAAUAGUCAAUCCUCUGGCUUGUCUUCCUUGAAGGCAUCUGAUUCACCAAGGCCGACUCAUGGCAUUCAUGUUAAUCCCAAAUACUUACGUCAGUUGGAAAAUUCAACUUCAGAUAAUAAUGCUCAGCAACAUGUUAGAGGAGCUUCUUCAACUCUAAAAGUAUAUGGACAAAAACCUGCCAUUGCAUAUGAUGAGUAUGAUUCUGAUCAUGCAGAGGUCACAUCCUCACAGGUUGGAGCCCAGAGAUUAAAUACAGUGGGAACAGUGGGAACUGUGGGUCAUACUUCUUUUAUGCUUGGGGCUAAUAAGCUGUAUGCAUCUUCAAGUUCUAGGCUCGCAAGACACGCACCUUCAAGUGUUGGAGCUGAAAGGCCUUUGCCUUCAGAAGUUGAUGACUUUGCUAUGGGCAAUUCUCCUAGAAGGUUUGUUGAGGGGGCUUCACCAUCUCAUCCUCUGUUUGAUUAUGGGCCCAGUAGACCCAUUGCCAGAGAUGAAGAAACAACUGAUUGGAGACGAAAACACUAUUCUGAUGAUAUCCAAAACCGAUUGGAAACUUCUGUUGCAUAUAGCCUUUCCAAUGGACAUGAGCAUCAAGGACCUAGGGCUUUGAUAGAUGCAUAUGGAGAAGACAAACGGAGUAGAGUUUCAAAUAGCAAACCUUUGCAAAUUGAUCGCUUAGAUGUAGAUGGCAUGGUCAAUAAAGUGGCUCCAAGGUUAUGGCAGAAUACUGAAGAGGAGGAAUUUGAUUGGGAAGAUAUGAGCCCUACAUUAGCAGACCGCAAUAGGAGCAAUGAUUUCUUAUCAUCAUCUGUUCCGCCUUUUGGAGGGGUGGGGACUAGGCCUGGGUUUGGAACAAGAGGUCCUUCCCAGUUGGAUUCUGAUAUUAGGAGCAACCGAUCUGCUCAGGCUCAGCUAUCAUUGAUAGAUGAUUCCUCCGAUAUUGCUGAAGAUUCAAUCCCCAUUUUGGGUUCUGGUCGUGGAUCUACUGCUAAGUUACCUGGCUUCCAACCUGAGAGAAAUCAGAUUAUGGCUUCCCACUAUCCUCGAGAAGCUUGGAAGUUGCUGAAUCAUUACCCUCAGUCAACAGAUCUGAAUGCUAAAGGAAGAAAUCGAGAAUUCCGGAUGCCAUUUUCUAGAAGUGUUAUAUCCUCUUCAGUCAGUGAUAGUUUGGCUCCUCUUGUUGACAAACUUCCUGACACUGAUGGUCAGUAUGUUAGGCCUCCAACUCUCCCCUCGAGAGUGGGUUCUAGUAUUGCACCAUCAACAGCAGGAGUAUGGCCUCUUGUAAAUGUGCAUAAAUCUCAUCCACCUCCUGUGCACCCAAUUUUCCCACCACAAAAGCAGAGUAGAAGUCAGUUUGAUUCAACAAAUGCAAGAAAUACUGUUGUAAAUCAGGGUUUACAGCAGUCUACCUUUUCAUCUGAGCAACAGUUCAAUGGUUUUGAAAGCAUGGAGCCCAGUUUGACGAAGCAACCACUGUUACCCAGUCGGCAUGCCACCCUAAAUCAGCAAAACCAGGCUCAAGUUAAUCAUUUUCAGCCACAGUUUCUCCCAUCUAACGAGGCUCGAGAAAAUUUUCCACUAUCUAUCUCUUCAUUGCCACAUCAGACACGGGUAUCUACACUGGAUCCAGUACAUGCCACACAAGGACAUGGUGCUGCCAUGAGUAUGGUUCGUUCUAAUCCUGUACCUUUUAUGCUGCCUUUACCUGUUAACAAUAUUCCAAACACCUUGCAACCACAUGCUGGGACUCGUCCACCCCUACCUCCAGGUCCUCACCCGGCUCAAAUGAUACAUGUCCCUCAAAAUGUUGGUCCAGUCGCCCCUAACCAACCACCAGGCAGUGCUUUUUCGGGCUUGAUUGGUUCCCUCAUGGCUCAAGGUUUAAUCUCAUUGACAAAACAAACUCCUGGACAGGAUUCUGUCGGACUCGAGUUCAAUGCUGAUCUUAUUAAGGUGCGCCAUGAGUCUGCAAUAAGUGCUUUAUAUGCAGAUCUCCCCAGACAGUGCACAACAUGUGGCCUUAGAUUUAAGUGUCAAGAAGAGCACAGUAGCCACAUGGAUUGGCAUGUCACUAAGAACCGGAUGUCCAAGAACCGGAAGCACAAACCUUCUCGCAAGUGGUUCGUUGAUACAAGUAUGUGGCUCAGUGGGGCAGAGGCAUUAGGAACUGAUGCAGUUCCUGGAUUUUUGCCUACUGAGUCUGUCGUGGAGAAGAAGGAUGACGAAGAAAUGGCUGUUCCUGCUGAUGAGGAGCAGAAUGCUUGUGCAUUAUGUGGAGAGCCUUUUGAUGAUUUCUACAGCGAUGAAACAGAGGAAUGGAUGUACAAAGGAGCUGUCUACAUGAAUGCGCCCAAUGGAUCAACAGCAGGCAUGGAGAGGUCCCAGUUAGGUCCUAUAGUACAUGCUAAAUGCAGGUCUGAGUCUAGUGUGGCUCCACCUGAAGAUUUCAGAUGUGAUGAUGGGGGCGACAGUGAAGAGACUAGUCAUAGAAAACGAUUGCGGAGUUAAGUAUAUUAGAUCGGCUUCCAACAUUCUGUAACUUAGUUUGAGCUUAGUCAUGUUAGUAGUAAUGCUCUUAUUCUUCCUCUGGUGUUUAAGCUUGCUAUACUCUGGCUUUUUGUCAGACACAUGUACAUGUAUAGUUGGAAUUGUACCAUUCAUAUCAUCUUUGCUGAAAAUUAUUACAAAUUCUCUUUUCUGGAGCUGCUGUCUGUUCCUGUACUUCCCAACUUUUUAUUUUUUUUAUUUUUUUCUGCUACACUAUGUAAGAGGCCACUUCGAUAUGAUUAGUGUUUUAAUUUUUGAGGGCAAUUUUUUAUUUUUGUA
This is a messenger RNA of Jatropha curcas, 3601 nucleotides long. RefSeq names its product PCF11P-similar protein 4 (gene PCFS4). Gene Ontology annotation, biological process: termination of RNA polymerase II transcription; mRNA 3'-end processing. Gene Ontology annotation, molecular function: RNA polymerase II complex binding; mRNA binding. The record is from RefSeq and is a predicted model, not a curated record. Gene Ontology annotation, cellular component: mRNA cleavage factor complex; cytoplasm. Lineage: Eukaryota; Viridiplantae; Streptophyta; Magnoliopsida; Malpighiales; Euphorbiaceae.